This is a messenger RNA of Suricata suricatta (meerkat), 2668 nucleotides long. RefSeq names its product solute carrier family 39 member 7 (gene SLC39A7). Gene Ontology annotation, biological process: zinc ion transmembrane transport; intracellular zinc ion homeostasis. Gene Ontology annotation, cellular component: membrane. Bases 639 to 2051 code for a protein of 470 amino acids. The record is from RefSeq and is a predicted model, not a curated record. Gene Ontology annotation, molecular function: zinc ion transmembrane transporter activity. Lineage: Eukaryota; Metazoa; Chordata; Mammalia; Carnivora; Herpestidae. The transcript is spliced from 7 exons.
GCUCUGCUCGGUACCAAAAUGACAGCGCCGAUAUGGCAGCCAUCUUGGUAUAGACGGGAAGUCUCCGUGCUAGUUCCCGCCCCCUCGUCUAGUUGGGUACGAAGGAGGCGGUCUCCUCAGCCCAGUUAGCCGGCCUCGCCCAGCCUCCCCUCAAAUAACCUCCACACCUACGCAUGCGCGCCAGAGCAGGGCUCGCCGCCACCGGUGUGUCGCCAUAUUGGUAAAGGUAUUGGGACGGAGGUGAAACGGAACUUCCUGUUCUCGCGGGAGCCAGAGGCGGGACUGCCACGUCCGAGCAAACCGGGAAAGGAGAGGAUCGUGAAGCCGGUGAGAAUUCCCUGCUUUACCCUACCAUCCUUUCCAGGCCUUUUCCAGCUUCUAGUGGAUCAUAGAGACUAGGGCCCAGAGAGUCCGUAAAGUGGAGGAUCAAAGCCUAGAGCGGUGUCCCAGGGCCCUACAUCCGGGAGGGGGUUCGAGAUAAAGAGACCGAGUGUUGGGAGCAAUGUGGGUGGGGACAGAACGGAAUGGGGGAGUGGCCCAUAGACGUGGACGGAGGGCACGAACGGAGUAAAACUGACCCUGCAUACGUGUAGAGUUGAGGGUUAAGUGGAGUCACUAUCUCUGUCCCUCUGGUCAGCAUGAUGGCCAGAGGCCUGGGGACCCCCCACUGGGUGGCCGUGGGACUGCUGACCUGGGCGGCCUUGGGGCUGCUAGUGGCCGGAAACGGGGGUCAUGGCGACCUGCACCAGGACCUGCACGAAGACUUCCAUGGCCACAGCCACAGGCGCUCACAUGAGGAUUUUCACCAUGGACACAGUCAUGCCCAUGGCCACGGCCACACUCACGAGAGCAUCUGGCAUGGGCAUACCCACGGUCACGAACAUGGACAUUCACAUGAGGAUUUGCACCAUGGCCAUAGCCAUGGCCAAUCCCAUGAGAGCCUCUACCACAGAGGACAUGGACAUGACCAUGAGCACAGCCAUGGAGGCUAUGGGGAGUCUGGGGCUCCAGGCAUCAAGCAGGACCUGGACACUGUCACUCUCUGGGCCUAUGCACUGGGGGCCACAGUGCUGAUCUCUGCAGCUCCAUUUUUUGUCCUCUUCCUUAUCCCUGUGGAAUCAAACUCCCCCAGGCACCGCUCUCUGCUCCAGAUCUUGCUCAGUUUUGCUUCGGGUGGGCUGCUGGGAGAUGCCUUUCUGCACCUCAUCCCUCAUGCCCUGGAACCUCAUUCUCAUCACCCUCUGGAGCAGCCUGGACAUGGACACUCCCAUAGUGGCCAGGGCCCCAUUCUGUCUGUGGGACUAUGGGUCCUCAGUGGAAUUGUUGCCUUUCUUGUGGUGGAGAAAUUUGUGAGACAUGUGAAAGGAGGGCAUGGACACAGUCAUGGACAUGGACAUGCUCAUGGUCACACACAGGGAAGUCAUGGGCAUGGAAGACAGGAGCGUUCUUCAAAGGAGAAACAGAGCUCAGAGGAAGAAGAAAAGGAAGCAGGUGGGUCUCGGAAGAGGAGAGGAGGGACCACAGGGCUCAAAGAUGGGCCAGUGAGACCUCAAAAUCAUGAAGAGGAAAAAACGGGUUCAGAUCUACGUGUAUCAGGGUACCUGAAUCUGGCUGCUGACCUGGCACACAACUUCACAGAUGGUCUGGCUAUUGGUGCUUCAUUUAGAGGAGGUCGGGGGUUAGGGAUCCUGACCACAAUGACUGUCCUGCUACAUGAAGUGCCCCACGAAGUCGGGGACUUUGCCAUCCUAGUCCAGUCCGGGUGCAGCAAAAAGCAGGCGAUGCGUCUGCAACUAUUGACGGCAAUAGGGGCACUGGCAGGCACAGCCUGUGCCCUCCUAACUGAAGGAGGGGCAGUGGGCAGUGAAGUUGCAAGUGGCACAGGUCCUGGCUGGGUUCUGCCAUUCACUGCAGGUGGCUUUAUCUAUGUAGCAACGGUAUCCGUGUUGCCUGAGCUGUUGAGGGAAGCAUCACCAUUCCAGUCACUUCUGGAGGUGCUGGGGUUGCUGGGGGGAGUUGUCAUGAUGGUUCUGAUUGCCCACCUCGAGUGAGAGGUUCAGUAAACCGCCCCCAUCCCAGCCCUUAACCGCUAGCAUGUAAGUUGUCCAGGUCAGGGGUCUGUGGAAGCUGGGGACCCUGGCCAGGGAUGUCUACUGAAGGAAGUUGCAUCCUAGGGAAGUGGUAACUUUGGCAUUAGGGUCAUCAAGAUUUUGCAGUCCUAUAGGAGCUGCAGAAGUGAGAAUGAGAAGUCAGAGGGACCAUAGUGUUAGUCAUGUGCUGACCAUGUUGUUGGGUUUGGAGGACUAAAUGGGGCCAUGAAGAAGGCUGGAGAAGAGAGGAGGUGAUGACAGCCUACCCUGUGUCCCCUACCCAACCUAUUCUCAGAAGACCAAGCUACCACACACAAGUUUCUCCAAGGUCCACUUCCCCCUCCCACUUGGUGGACGCUUCGGGGAAGACCAGAGCCCUGGAGAGUGGGUAGCAGGAAGAGACGGGGAUAUACAUCAAUUAAACAUCAAUCAUGUGUCCUGAUUUGGGAGUGAUUGAGGUGGGGAGGUGGGUUUGCUUAUCUCAUGGCGUGUUUUUUUUUUUUUAGUUUUGAUAUCACUUUGAAUUGAGGGGUAGGGGUGGUAACCGGAAAUAAAGCCCUCGGAUCUUCCGCCCCACA